UUUUGCUUUUCGCGAGUUUUGAGUUUGUUUUGAAUUAUAUUCUUCGUAUUGCAGAACGCUUGUUAAGCGUUUUAUUCGAGGAUUUUAACCGUAUCUACAACCGUAUCAAUACAAUACAAAAAAGGUAUAUAGAAAGUCAAAAUGCUGGAAAUCACCUGUAACGACCGUCUGGGCAAAAAGGUGCGAGUGAAGUGCAAUCCGGAUGACACGAUCGGUGACCUCAAGAAGCUGAUAGCUGCACAAACCGGAACUCGGUACGAUAAAAUAGUGUUGAAAAAGUGGUAUACGAUCUUCAAAGAUAAUAUUAGGCUAUCGGAUUAUGAAAUUCACGACGGAAUGAAUCUGGAACUGUACUAUCAAUAGGAUGGAAAUGGAGUCCUUUCUUCUUGGCAUCAUUCUUACUUUGAGCAUUAUAUGAAUAAUUCAUUUUUGGUGACAAUUUAUUUCGAUGUAUUUAUUAAAAUAAAUCAUAAAGAUAUUUAAAA
This is a messenger RNA of Toxorhynchites rutilus septentrionalis, 485 nucleotides long. RefSeq names its product ubiquitin-like protein 5 (gene ubl). The record is from RefSeq and is a predicted model, not a curated record. Gene Ontology annotation, biological process: mRNA splicing, via spliceosome; protein modification process. Gene Ontology annotation, cellular component: nucleus; cytoplasm. Gene Ontology annotation, molecular function: protein tag activity; protein binding. The coding region runs from base 142 to 363 and encodes 73 amino acids. NCBI's taxonomy places the organism in Eukaryota, Metazoa, Arthropoda, Insecta, Diptera, Culicidae. The transcript is spliced from 3 exons.